This is a messenger RNA of Megalobrama amblycephala (Wuchang bream), 1748 nucleotides long. RefSeq names its product 2-oxoglutarate receptor 1-like. The transcript has 3 exons. Gene Ontology annotation, molecular function: G protein-coupled receptor activity. Lineage: Eukaryota; Metazoa; Chordata; Actinopteri; Cypriniformes; Xenocyprididae. Gene Ontology annotation, biological process: G protein-coupled receptor signaling pathway. The coding region runs from base 323 to 1348 and encodes 341 amino acids. Gene Ontology annotation, cellular component: plasma membrane. The record is from RefSeq and is a predicted model, not a curated record.
AUAAAACAGCUCAUCUUGAUGAGCUCGCCUAAUUGCUCCUCGUCACCGCUGCCGCCCUCACCUGCCUGUCCUGUAUUAUAUGAUGAUCGUGCAAAAACCACAUGACACAUGACAAAAUUAUUGUUGGCAUCCUGGAUGGAUCACUGCUGGUGUAUUGAUGUGACAGAAUGAAUGCAAAUGAAUGCGAUAGAAGUUUACCAGGAACUUUUUAUCGGAAGAGGGAGGAUCAUCUCAGGCAUUAAACUGUUUACAUGAACACCACAGUCCAUUUCUCUGAGGAACCAGCGGUCGGAUGAGUCGCAUCAACGUCCAUUGAACAACCAUGCAGAGAAACCUUUACUACGGUACAAGUAACGGCUCAAGUGACAACUGCACCAAUGUGGACGAUUUGGUGAAACGCUACUACCUGCCCGCCAUGUACGGCUCGAUCUUCAUCGUGGGCGUCGUGGGUAACGUCAUCGCUCUGCUGGUCUACUUGAUCAAAGUUCGUCCCUGGAAGAGCAGCACCAUCAUCAUGGUGAACCUCGUCAUCACUGACCUUCUCUUCAUGGUCAGCUUGCCCUUCUUGACCUACUAUUACGUCCUCAACGACUCGUGGACGCUGGGGAUGGUCACGUGCCGCUUUGCACGCUUCAUGUUCCACUUCAACCUCUACGGCAGCAUCCUCUUCCUCACCUGUCUGGCCAUCUUCCGGUAUGUGGCGAUCGUGCAUCCGAUGCACAUGCACAGCAUCAAGCAGAAGCGAUGGGGCGUGUUGGCUUGCGUCCUGGUUUGGGCUGUGGCGGUGAUCGAGUUAAGUCCCAUUUUUAACCUGUUUGAGAUGGUUGAAGACAACAACAAGACAUACUGCUUGGACUUGGCGAGCAGCAGCCCAGCAAUCGUGUGGCCGUACAGUUGGGCAUUGACUGUACUGGGAUAUUUACUUCCUCUGUUCGUGGUCUGUCUUUGCUAUUGGCGCAUCAUUGUGGUACUAAAGAAGGGUCCUCAUAUGGGAAGCAUGAAACGGGUUCGAGCAAGGCGACUCAUCGUGCUGAUUUUGACGUGCUUUGUGGUUUGCUUUCUUCCCUAUCACGUGCUACGCCUUCUGAGAAUCCACACGAGACUCACUCCGGAAACCGACUGCAUGCUGGACCGCUGCAUUCAUGCCGCCUACAUUAUUUCGAGGCCGAUCGCUGUACUCAACAUCAUUUUUAACUUACCGCUCUACACGUUGUCGGGGGAUUGCUUUAAGCAGGCCUUCGUGGAUUUGUUCAAAUGUGAUUGGCUCAUGUCGAGGACUAAGGGGAUCAUUGAAGUGGCUGUGAUCAACAGACCCACGAGCAACAUCACAUACGAGCAAAGCAGCUGAGACUCAAGCCGGCGUUUCAGUCUUAAACUAAAUGGAUGAGCCAGAGUCAAUGGCACUGUGAAAUAGCCAAUAUAUGAAGGGAUACUCAAGCUAAAAAUGAACAUUCUGUCAUCAUUUAUUUACUCUCAUGUCAAAUAUUUUAUCAGUUUAACCUCUUAUAUAUUAUAUAUUUUAUACUAUAAUAUUGAGAAAAACACAUGAAAUAACACUUAAUUUUAACAUUUACUCUCCUUUAACUGUCAGAAGCAAAGCAUUCUGGGAACUAGAAGUCUGUUGUAACCACUGAUUGUAACUCAUUCUAUGAAUGUGUGUGUCUAUGUGUAGAAUGCAUUCACAUUCACAUGGGAACAUGUAUGUGCAAUAUAUGUACACAAUAAAGGAUAAAACUUUCUGAAUAUUA